GUUCAUCCGCGACAACCUCACAAAGUAGAACAGUAGUCUGUAUACUUCUUGCUCGUGCUCUUGUCACAGCCGGGAAAAGCGCGACGCCUCCUCCGGACGAGCCUCGGCUCCAUUUGCAGUGUAACUAAAUAGUUACGCCGCGCUUCAAGUCGGGGACAAUUUGAUCGUUAGCAGCCGGGUGGACGAAGCGCAGUCGGCAUCCGAGAUUUGGAACGCUUUGAUCGGGCGGUGGACGGACCAAGACCUCGCUCGCCUCAUCCGCCGGAUGCGGAUGCUCCUUUGGGCCGGGACGCUAGCUGCCAUCUUGCACCUGAAUUUGGACUACCUUCUGGUUCGUCAACUGGCCUCCAGUCCUUGUCGGGUUCUUCCCACGGAGCCGGCCAGCUGAGGUGAAGGCGAGGGCACAGCGCCGAGGACCAUGAUCUGAAGGCUAGCUCGUCCUCUCUUCUUUAGCUCCAGAAACCGGCAGGAAGUGUUGAAACAUACGAGCAGGAAGCGGAAGAAGAUUCUGCAGCUUAACGCCCCCUCCCGCCAAACAGCAGCAACAUGGGGAGGAAAAAGAUACAGAUUCAGAGGAUCACCGAUGAGCGCAACAGACAGGUGACUUUCACCAAGAGGAAGUUCGGCCUGAUGAAGAAGGCGUACGAGCUGAGCGUGCUGUGCGACUGCGAGAUCGCCCUAAUCAUCUUCAACCACUCGAACAAGCUCUUCCAGUACGCCAGCACCGACAUGGACAAGGUGCUGCUCAAGUACACCGAGUACAACGAGCCACACGAGAGCCGGACCAACGCCGACAUCAUUGAGGCUCUGAACAAGAAAGAGCACCGGGACUCUGAGAGCCCGGACCCCGAAGAGCCCUUCUCGCUCACGCCGCGCACUGAGGAGAAGUACAAAAAAAUUGACGAGGAGUUUGAUAAAAUGAUGCGCAACUAUAGGCUGUCACCAACCUACUCAAUGCCCGUCACUGUGCCGGUGUCCAAUCCGAGCGCCCCGCCGCCGCAACCGGCCACCCUCCAGUUCAGCAACAACCCGGGCGGCGCCCUGGUUACCACCACUUCUUUUGUCAACGCCGCACUGUCAGACCCCCGCCUGCUGUCGCCGCAGCAACCCAACCUGCAGAGGAACAGCGUGUCGCCGGGACUGCCGCAGCGACCCGCCAGCGCAGGCGCCCUCCUCGUAGGAGAUUUGGGAAACUCCAACGGAGCGUGCCCGAGUCCAGUCCCUAAUGGCUACAUUAGCGCCCGGGCCUCGCCGGGCCUGCUGUCCAUCUCCAACGGCAACAACAGCAACUUGGUCAAGGUGGUCCCGGCCAAGUCUCCACCUCCUCCCAGUCCUCAGAUGAUCAGCGCUCGCAAGCCGGACCUCCGGGUCAUCACCUCGCAUGGUGGCAAGAGCCUCAUGCAGCUGACCGAAGAAGAAUUGGAGCUGGUCACCGAGAAUGCCCAGCGGCUCGGCGGCUCCCAGGUGUCGCAGCCCCUCACCACCCCUGUGGUUUCCGUGGCGACGCCCAGCCUCCUGGCGCCCUUCUCCGCCAUGCAGACAGGCUAUAACACUGAGUACCAGCUGACGAGCGCCGACCUGACGGCCCUGCAGACGUUCACGCCGGCGGGCCUGGUGCCCGCUAACAUGGCUGCCUGGCAACAGCAACAGCAGCCGGCCGUUGCCCAGCAACAGACGGCGCCGCCCAUCGGACUGGCCUCGCUCACCAAUCUUGUGCCGAUGGCCCCCCUCCCUCAGGGCACAGCGCUGACCAUCAACACCAACCCUCACGUCAACAUCAAAUCCGAGCCCGUGUCGCCCAACCGGGACCGCAGCACCCCUUGUCCCGCUUUGGGCGGCUCCGGUGGCGGCGGAAUUCAAAUCCACGGGCAAGCCGCCCCGUCGUACACCCCCAUUUUACGCCCCGAAGCGGGAGGUCAAGGCCGUUCUCCAGUCGACAGCCUGAGCAGCAACGCCAGCUCGUACGACGGCAGCGACCGGGACGACGCCGGUCGGGGCGGCGGCGGGGGUCCAGACUUCCACCUGCACCAACAGGCCGGCGCCCAGCAGCCCACCAUGCUGCUUCUGCGGCCCGCUUCGGCCGAACCUCCGGAGCAGGACAACGUGAAGAGGAUGAGGUUGGACGCGUGGGUCACAUGAAGCGCCCGCGCAGGGCCGGACAGAACCUGUUGAGGCCCCCGAUCCCCUCUUUACACACACACCAGCCACAGAACUCCUUCACACAACACAAGCAUGCUUAACACUUGUGCACAUGUUCACGUCGAGAAAAAGUGCAGGGAAAUUUCAGGAUCCACCUAAAAUGUGCAGUUUCAGUGCUGUUGACGGCGAUCGAUGUCCAAUCCAUUUGAAGUGAGACUCCCAGUCCAAAUGGAUUGGACAUCUAUUGCCGUCAAUGGCUGCCAGUGAAUGCAAAAGUAGAAAACGGAUUUACGUAAGCUAAUUUAGUUUUCACAUAUGGUUAUGAGUUUUUCCCAAUAUAAAAAAUUGACUUUUAUCCAAUUAUAAUGAAUAUUUUAUUCUUAUAAAAUUAGUUUGGCCUGUGACCUUUUGACCUUAUCACCCCAAAAUUUAAUCACCUCCUCCGUUUCAUAUUACAAACAUAGCAGGUAAAUUUGGAAAUAAUCCCUUUGUUCUUGAGUUGUCGUAAACACAACAAACAAAUUAAAUUUGACCUUUUGACCUUACCAACCCAAAAUGUAAUCACCUCCUCUGCUUCGUAUUGCAAACAUAUCACGCUUGUUUGAUAAUAAUCCCUAUAGUCAUUCUUGUUAUCUUGAACACAGAAGUGCCAAUUCAAUUUGACCCUGUGACCUCAUGACCCCAAAAUUUAAUCACCACCUCUGUUUCAUAUUACCAAGAUAUCACGUGUUCUUGAAUUUUCUCAAACACAAACAUACAAAUUAAAUUUGACCUUUGAGCUUAUCACCCCAAAAUUGAAUCAACUCUGGGUUCAUAUUAUAAACAUACCAAUCAAAUUUGAUCAUAACUCAAGAAUGAAUAUAGGGAUUAUUUCAAUUACAGAAAUGCCAAUUCAGUUUUACCCUUUGACCUCAUGACCGUAAAGUUUAAUCACCUCUGUUUCAUAUUACAAAAAUGUCCCGCAAAUUUGGAAAUAAUCCAUCUGUACCACCCCAAAAUUUAAUCACCACCUCUGUUUCGUAUUACAAACAUAUCACGCUUGAUUGAUAAUAAUCCCUUUAGUCAUUCUUGAGAUAUCUCAAACACAAAAGUGCCAAUUCAAUUUGAGCCUUCGACCUCAUGACCCCAAAAUUUUAUCGCCUCCUCUGUUUUAUAUUACAAACAUAUCAUGUGUUCUUGAAUCUUCUCAAACACAAAUGUAUAAAUUAAAUUUGACCUUUUGACCUUACCACCCCAAAAUGUAAUCCCUUCUUUCAUGUUACAAACAUAUCAUGCAAGUUUGAUCGUAACUCAAGAAUGAAUAAAGGGAUUAUCUUGAACACAGGAAUUCCAAUUCAGUUUGACCCUUUGACCUCAUGACCCCAAAAUUUAAUCACCUCCUCCGUUUCAUUUUACAAACAUGUCAUGUGUUCUUGAAUUUUCUCAAACACAAACAUACGAGUUAAAAUUUGACCUUUGACCUAAUUACCCCCAAAGUUAAUUCUACUUAAAUAAUGCAAAAAAAAAAUUUUAUUUUACCAUAUUAUUUUUAUUAUAUUAUAAUUUUAUUAUUAAGGGGGGUGGGACAUAUCAAUUAAACAAAUAUAUUCAUCAUGAAUAAUGAUUAUGACUUUUCAGAUAAAAUAAAUUACAUUCCAAAACCAUUAGAACCAAUUAGAAAAAAGAUUUAUAGAUAGUAAAAUGAAAAUAUGUACAGGCUAAAGAUGUAAGCAAAUAUACAUCAACUGACACAUAAAUACCUAAAUAUAAAUAUAAAUCUUUAAAAAUUUUACACUCUUCGGGUCCCCAUUAAAACCUCAAAUCUUGCAAAAAUGUGCUGAAACUGGAGAGGUCACAAAAGGUCAAAUUAGGUUGACUUCAAGUACAUUUUUGGUUCAUCCUGAAAUUUCACUACAAAGUCCUCAACUUUUUUGACGCAACAAUUGCGGUUUGACUUCAGUCCCUUAUUCUGCAUCGGUACCUGUCACACGGACAAGCGUAUUUGAGUGGAUAGCGUGGAAGGAGCCAAUAAGCUUUCAUCAAAACGACAAUGAAAGUCCCCGCCCCCUAAUAUUAGACUGACAACCCCACCGCAUUUUCACACUUGAUGGUUUCUAAGCGAAGGAUUUGGACUCCAAACAUAAACAAAUAUAGAACAGCAAACCAUGUGACAUUUAUUUCUUCUCUGAUUGGCCACAAGGCAGUCACCAACAUGUUAUCCCCAAAAUGGCUGACUUCCUUUUCACUCUUGUGUAAACAAUCGCCCCAUUUCACCCUAAUUUCAAACACGAGUUGUCAAAACGACUGACUUCUGGUUGAGUUCAGGCAUUCUUACGGUUAAGAUUUUGAACAUACAACUUAAAAAAUGGCAGACUUUCUGUUCAAUGUAGGCCUUAUGCCUCUAAAAUUAAAGACUUCCAGUUAAAUUUUGGACAUGGAGCUGACAAAAUGGCUGCCUUCCUGUUCAAUAACAGUAUGAUACUGUAGAAUGAUGAUAUGAUAGUGGAGAAGCGCUCUCACAGAGCGUAUUUCGGCCAAAGUGGCCAAAUUCAAAGCGUCACCAUAUUUCUGACCUCCGUGACCUUUGACCCUUUUCCUUCUUCAUAUGACCUACUCUGCAAAUUUGAGUUAAAUUGGCAUCAAGUAAACACGAAAUUGGCCAAUCUGACUAUCCUGACCUUUGACCUCAUGACCCUAAAACCUUUGCCAUUUCAUAUUACAUCGGCACCUCGAGAGACAGAGGUUUCAGGAAAUUAAAUGAAUUUGUUUUUCGAAGCUUUUUUGUCGCUUCAUAUUACGAAAAUUUAUUUGUCAUACAAAGGAUAAUACGUACUGUAAUAGAUCAUUACCACUCGCAGUGAUGCAGCAAUUCAAAAUUGCCAGCUUCCUGUUAGAUUUAAGACCUGAGGCUGAUAAAAUGGCUAACCUUCUGACCAAUAUCAUCAUGCCACUGUAGUUACUUUGUAUCUUGUGGCUUUAUUAACUUCGUCUUUUAAGGAUUCUUGCAAAUUAAUUGAUAAACAAACUGGUGAAGUUCUCUGACAGAGCGUAUUUCGGCCAAAGCGGCAAAAUUCAUAGCAUCACCACAUUUCUGACCUCUGACCUUUGACCCUUUCCGUUCUUCAUAUCAACUACCCUGCAAAUUUGAAUUGGAGUCCAUCAUCGUCAAUUGAACGUGAAAUCACUUUUCUGACCACUUUGACCAUUUGACCCCAAAAUUUUAUAUUACAAACAAACUGAAAGUUUCAUAAUCCUGUAUUCGUUCUUGACUUAUCUUGAAGACACAGACAUACUGUAUGAUGAUUCCCCGAAGGUUACCAACUUCCUCUUAGAUUACAGAUAUCAGGCUGACAAAAUGGCUAACUUCCUGUUCAAUAUCAGUAUGACGCUGUAGUUACUACACAUUUCAUUCUUUUUUCAGUAUUUGAACUGUGAUAUGUAGGUAAAUGCCUGGAUAGGGUCAAAGGUCAAGGAUAAAAUUGGAGUGCGUGUGAGGCUAAUAAUAGCCUUGGAGUUCCGUGUCGAAUUUUUCCUGUGGAUAACUUUUAAGUUUAGAAUAUAGGUUUUGAGUGGGGCCUUAAUUUUUUCCGAUUUUAGGUCCAAUAGGGGUCGAGGGGUCAGUAGGAAUUCUAGCUAUGGUUAGUGAAGGAGUAAGGGUAAGGGGCUAGAUGAUGUAGGGUUUUUAGUUAUGGUUAAUGUAGGGGUAAAGGUAACAGGUUUAAGACACCACCUAAGCAGUCAAAUUCAAAGCAUCGCCAUAUUUCUGACCUUUCACCCUUUCUCGUAUCCUAUCCCUGACCCUUUAAAUUUGAGUUGAAUAAUCUGUUAUGAGCUAUCACAAAAUUCCUUCUCUGACCUUUGUGACCUUUGACCUCAAAAUUGAAUCACCUCCUCCAUUUCAUAUUACAAACAUGCACGUUUUUUAAUAAUAAUAACUAUUAUUUUUUAUUUGUUCUUGUGUUAUCUUGAACACUAACACACAUACGGAACCGAAUUCAUUAGCUACGCCUUUCGUAGGCUCACUUACUGGCCGAGAAAAACUCUUUUUACAAAAUUUAAUUGAAAAAUAUUUUUAAAAAUAAAACCUAAAACGAACUAACACGACUUUCAAAUGCAACUCGACUCCCAAAAAAUGUCCGCCAUCCUUUCCAAGUCCACCUAGCGUCCCGUUAGCACCCACGCUAUCGCUACUGCUGACAUUUUCCGACCAAUCAGAGAAGAAAAACACAUCGCAUGCUUGAUAUCAUUUCCCUAAGCUUGUAUUUUUAUUCUUCUAACACUAAACUCAACAUCAUUUCCAAAGCAAACCAUGAAAAACGCUACCAAUCAAGCUAAUCAACGCGCUAUUUACGAAUGAUUUGUCGCUACAGCGACAACAGAAUCAGGGAGGACAGUCGCGUGCGUGUGUGGUCACUUGACACGAACCACAUUGGGGGUGUGUACAUAAUGCGUGUGUGUGAGUGACAAAUUUUGAGUAAUAAUAUUAAUAAUGAUAAAUGACGACGACAACCACGUGCACGCCACAGGGAUUGUACAUAAGAGCUCAGUAUUUGGAAGUAAGGACAGAAAAAGAUUCUCAGUGGAAUUCCUUUUUUUCUGCUUUUGUUGUCAUUUGUUGACAAUGCACUAGAGGGCGCUGUAGGAUCACAAAAGGGACAAUUGGUGUUGGAGUGCACUUUUACACAUAGAAAUCAAUGCAAAAGGUUCAUCCGUCCGCGAUUUUUUUUCUGUUUUUUGGACGUCUAUCGCCGUCAAUGAGUUGUUUUACAGCACAGGGGUGUCAAACAUACGACCCUCAGCGGGGUCCAAAUCGGCCCGGGGGGGUUGUUCUGCCUAACAGGCGCGUCGUAGCUCAUUCAUACUGUACAUAAAAAAAUCACAUGCUUUUAUUUUGACAUUGGCGCCGUAAAACCGGAGAUUUGUGCACUACUGCACUUGACUCACCUUUGUCUUGGCAGUCACAUUUGUCAAUUCGCUCCCUCCUUGUCGAAAAAUGGAAUAGACGUCUAACACAGUCAAGGGCAGCCAAUGAGUUAAAAAAAUAAUUAACCGAAAAAUGCCCUAAAAUCAGAAAUUAACCUUGAAACGCUUAAAAAUUAACAGGAACUUAUCCAAAAUGUACACGACGCGACCUAAAAAUACCCUAAAGUUACAGGGAAUUGAUCUGAAAACAAUAGGAAGUACCCUGGAAAUACCCUAAAUUUAGCAGGAAGUGACCCAAAAUCACCAGGAAGUAACCUGGAAACACCCCAAAAUCAACAGGAAGUGACCAAUGAACAGCAAGUGGCAAGAAAAUGGAAAUUGUCCAAAAUGUACAGGAAGUGACCUAAAAAUACCCCAAAGUUGGGAAUUGAUCUGAAAACAACAGGAAGUAACCUGGAAAUGCCCCAAAAUCAACAGGAAGUGACCCGUGAACAGGCAAUGGCCCGAAAAUGCCCUAAAAUCAACAGGAAAGGAUCCGAAAUCAACAGGAAGUAACCUGGAAAUGCCCCAAAAUCAACAGGAAGUAACCUGGAAAUACCCCAAAAUCAACAGGAAGUGACCAAUGACCAGGAAGUGGCAUGGAAAUGCCCUAAAAUCAACAGGAAAUGAUCCAAAAUGUACAGGAAGUGACCUAAAAAUACCCCAAAGUUGGGAAUUGAUCUGAAAACAACAGGAAGUAACCUGGAAAUGCCCCAAAAUCAACAGGAAGUGACCCGUGAACAGGCAAUGGCCCGAAAAUGCCCUAAAAUCAACAGGAAAGGAUCCGAAAUCAACAGGAAGUAACCUGGAAAUGCCCCAAAAUCAACAGGAAGUAACCUGGAAAUACCCCAAAAUCAACAGGAAGUGACCAAUGACCAGGAAGUGGCAUGGAAAUGCCCUAAAAUCAACAGGAAAUGAUCCAAAAUGUACAGGAAGUGACCUAAAAAUACCCUAAAGUUGGGAAUUGAUCUGAAAACAACAGGAAGUAACCUGGAAAUGCCCCAGAAUCAACAGGAAGUGACCCGUGAACAGGAAAUGGCCCGAAAAUGCCCUAAAAUCAACAGGAAAGGAUCCAAAAUCAACAGGAAGUAACCUGGAAAUGCCCCAAAAUCAAUAGGAAGUGACCCAAAAUCAACAGGAAGUAAUCUGGAAAUACCCCAAAAUCAACAGGAAGUGACCCAUGACCAGGAAGUGGCAAGGAAAUGCCCUAAAAUCAACAGGAAAUUGUCCAAAAUGUACAGGAAGUGACCUAAAAAUACCCUUAAGUUGGGGAAACAACAGGAAGUAAAAUGGAAAUGCCCUAGAAUCAACAGGAAGAGGCCCCAAAAUGCCCUAAAACAGGAAGUGACCCGUGAUCAACAGGAACUAACCUCGAAAUGCCCCAAAAUCAACAGGAAGUGACCCAUGAACAGGAAGUGGCCUGGAAAUAACCUAAAAUCGACUGGAAAUGAUCCAAAAUAUACAGGACACUAAGCUACCGUACCCUAAAUUUAAAAAGAAAUUAUCCAGAAGUAAGCUGGAAAUGCCCCUGAAUCAACAGGAAGUGGCCCAGAAAUGCCCUGCAAUCAACAGGAAAUCAUCCCAAAAUUACAGGAAGUGACACCUGGAUAAGAAGUAACCAAAGAACAGGAAAUGGUCCAGAAAUACCCUAAAAUCAACAGGAAGUAAACUGGAAAUGCCUCAAAAUAUACACGAAGUGUCCCUGAAAUGCCCUAAAAUCCCUAGGAAAUGACCCAAAAUCACCAGGAAGUAACCUGGAAAUACCCAAACUCAACAGGAAGUGACCAAUGAACAGGCAGUUGCCUGGAAAUGCCCUAAAAUCAACAGGAAAUGUUUCCAAAUGUACACAAAGUGACCUAAAAAAUACCCUAAAAUUACAGGGAAAUGAUUUGAAAUCAACAGGAAGUAACCUGGAAAUGCCCCCAGAAUCAACAGGAAGUGGCCCCAAAAUGGCCUAAAAUCAACAGGAAGUGUCCCCGAAGUGCCUUAAAAUCAACAGAAGGUGAAACAAAAUCAACAGGAAGUAACCUGGAAUGCCCCAAAAUCAACAGGAAGUGACCAGUGAACAGGAAGUGGCUCGGAAAUGCCCCAAAAUCAAUAGGAAAUGUUUCAAAAUGUACACAAAGUGACCUAAAAAUACCCUGAAAUUACAGGAAGUGACCAAUGAACAGGAAGUUGCCUGGAAAUGCCCUAAAAUCAACAGGAAAUGUUUCCAAAUGUACACAAAGUGACCUAAAAAAUACCCUAAAAUUACAGGGAAAUGAUUUGAAAUCAACAGGAAGUAACCCCCAAAAUGGCCUAAAAUCAACAGGAAGUGACCCGGAAAUGCCUUAAAAUCAACAGGAAAUGAUCCCAAGUGUACACAAAGUGACCUAAAACUACCCUAAAAUCAACAGGAAGUGACCCAUUAACAGGAAGUGGCCCGAAAAUACCCUAAAAUCAACAGGAAGUAAACUCGAAAUGCCUCAAAAUAUACAGGAAGUGUCCCUGAAAUGUCAUAAAAUCACUAGGAAAUGACCCAAAAUCACCAGGAAGUAACCUGGAAAUACCCAAACUCAACAGGAAGUGACCAGUGAACAGGAAGUUGCCUGGAAAUGCCCUAAAAUCAACAGGAAAUGUUUCCAAAUGUACACAAAGUGACCUAAAAAAAUACCCUAAAAUUACAGGGAAAUGAUUUGAAAUCAACAGGAAGUAACCUGGAAAUGCCCCCAGAAUCAACAGGAAGUGGCCCCAAAAUGGCCUAAAAUCAACAGGAAGUGUCCCCGAAGUGCCUUAAAAUCAACAGAAGGUGAAACAAAAUCAACAGGAAGUAACCUGGAAUGCCCCAAAAUCAACAGGAAGUGACCAGUGAACAGGAAGUGGCUCGGAAAUGCCCCAAAAUCAAUAGGAAAUGUUUCAAAAUGUACACAAAGUGACCUAAAAAUACCCUGAAAUUACAGGAAGUGACCAAUGAACAGGAAGUUGCCUGGAAAUGCCCUAAAAUCAACAGGAAAUGUUUCCAAAUGUACACAAAGUGACCUAAAAAAUACCCUAAAAUUACAGGGAAAUGAUUUGAAAUCAACAGGAAGUAACCCCCAAAAUGGCCUAAAAUCAACAGGAAGUGACCCGGAAAUGCCUUAAAAUCAACAGGAAAUGAUCCCAAGUGUACACAAAGUGACCUAAAACUACCCUAAAAUCAACAGGAAGUGACCCAUUAACAGGAAGUGGCCCGAAAAUACCCUAAAAUCAACAGGAAGUAAACUCGAAAUGCCUCAAAAUAUACAGGAAGUGUCCCUGAAAUGUCAUAAAAUCACUAGGAAAUGACCCAAAAUCACCAGGAAGUAACCUGGAAAUACCCAAACUCAACAGGAAGUGACCAGUGAACAGGAAGUUGCCUGGAAAUGCCCUAAAAUCAACAGGAAAUGUUUCCAAAUGUACACAAAGUGACCUAAAAAAAUACCCUAAAAUUACAGGGAAAUGAUUUGAAAUCAACAGGAAGUAACCUGGAAAUGCCCCCAGAAUCAACAGGAAGUGGCCCCAAAAUGGCCUAAAAUCAACAGGAAGUGACCCGGAAAUGCCUUAUAAUCAACAGGAAAUGAUCCCAAGUGUACACAAAGUGACCUAAAACUACCCUAAAAUCAACAGGAAGUGACCCAUUAACAGGAAGUGGCCCGAAAAUACCCUAAAAUCAACAGGAAGUAAACUGGAAAUGCCUCAAAAUAUACAGGAAGUGUCCCUGAAAUGUCAUAAAAUCACUAGGAAAUGACCCAAAAUCACCAGGAAGUAACCUGGAAAUACCCAAACUCAACAGGAAGUGACCAAUGAACAGGAAGUUGCCUGGAAAUGCCCUAAAAUCAACAGGAAAUGUUUCCAAAUGUACACAAAGUGACCUAAAAAAAUACCCUAAAAUUACAGGGAAAUGAUUUGAAAUCAACAGGAAGUAACCUGGAAAUGCCCCCAGAAUCAACAGGAAGUGACCCCCAAAAUGCCCUAAAAUCAACAACAAGUGACCGAAAACCAGCAGGAAGUAACCUGGAAAUACCCCAAACUCAACAGGAAGUGACCCAUGAACAGGAAGUUGCCUGGAAAUGCCCUAAAAUCAACAGGAAAUGAUCCAAAAUGUACACAAAGUGACCUAAAACUACCCUUAAAUCAACAACAAGUGACCCAAAAUCAACAGGAAACAACCUGGAAAUGCCCCAAAAUCAACAGGAAGUGACUUAUGAACAGGAAGUGGCCCGAAAAUGCCCUAAAAUCAACAGGAACGAAUCCAAAGUCUACAGAAAGAUGCCAUGAGAUACCCCAAAAUGUACAGGGAGUGACCAAAAAUAAACUCUUUGGCUUCCACUGACAACAAUAGACGUCCAAUUGACUAAAACUGGGAGGAAUGGCUAUGAAUGCCAUUGACAGCGCUAGACGUCAAUGGCAGCCAGUGAGUUAACUCGUUUGGCGAGAAAAAAUUGGUCCGAACCACAUGAGAUAAAAACCAAAAUGAGUUUGACACCCCUGCAUUAUUUUGCGAGUCUGCCUCAAGCCAUAACGCGGACAUUGUUACACGUGCAUUUCCUCUAGAGGGCGCCGUAAUCACUCAAAAAGACAAUCAGCUUGAAGCUUUGCCCACUAUACCGGACUUUUCGCCUGUUUUAUGGUGAUUUUAAUGUCAUCAUCAUGAUUUUUUUUUGUGUAGCUUAGUAUUUUUUUUUUUCUGAAUAUUCUAUAAAUAUUUUUUUUGUUUGAGGGAUUUUUUUUUUUUGUCGUGUUCUGAGUAAACGUCACACAGUUUUUUUCCCCCCGCGCACUAAGUCGGCGAGGAUGUCACUGCUGCAUGAGAGCAAAAGGGGAGAAAAAUGUAAUAUCAACACACCGUCGUCACAGAAAUAUAUUGAAACAAAAAAAAUAUAAAAAUGGAAAAAAAAAAUAUGAAAUAGCUAAUAUAUUGUGUUGGGUUAGUCUGCUUUUUUUGUUGUGAAAAGAUUUUUUUUGUUGUUGGAGAAUGAUAUACAAUUUGUGUAUAUUUUCAUAAAUAAAAGUAUGCACUGAUGUUAUUACAAAAUCUAUACUGCUUUUACAAAAAAAAAAGUGUUUGUUAUUGUACCAAAGUAUCUGAAGCUCCGCCCUCUCUUCUUGCCCCGCCUCCUUUUUGCGUAUGUUUUACCGUAUUUUAUAUAUUAAAUAGACAAGUUGACCUACUGCG
Corythoichthys intestinalis (scribbled pipefish) is the source of this 12253-nucleotide messenger RNA. Its product is annotated as myocyte-specific enhancer factor 2D homolog. Gene Ontology annotation, molecular function: protein dimerization activity; RNA polymerase II cis-regulatory region sequence-specific DNA binding; DNA-binding transcription factor activity, RNA polymerase II-specific. The transcript has 13 exons. The record is from RefSeq and is a predicted model, not a curated record. Lineage: Eukaryota; Metazoa; Chordata; Actinopteri; Syngnathiformes; Syngnathidae. The coding region runs from base 547 to 2139 and encodes 530 amino acids. Gene Ontology annotation, biological process: cell differentiation; heart development; positive regulation of transcription by RNA polymerase II.